CCGCGGCGAGGGUGUCUAUGGAGAGGCGGCGGCCGCGGCUGCUGAGGCAGAGGCUGAGGCAGUGGCGAUGGCGCCCUUCCCCGAAGAAGUGGACGUCUUCACCGCCCCGCACUGGCGGAUGAAGCAGCUGGUGGGGCUCUACUGCGACAAGCUUUCUAAAACGAACUUUUCCAACAACAAUGAUUUCCGUGCUCUUCUGCAGUCUUUGUAUGCUACUUUUAAGGAGUUCAAAAUGCAUGAGCAGAUCGAAAAUGAAUACAUUAUCGGUUUGCUUCAACAACGCAGCCAGACCAUUUAUAAUGUACAUUCUGACAAUAAACUCUCUGAGAUGCUUAGCCUCUUUGAAAAGGGACUGAAGAAUGUUAAGAAUGAAUGUGAGCAGUUAAAUUAUGCAAAACAGCUGAAAGAGAGAUUGGAGGCUUUUACAAGAGAUUUUCUUCCUCACAUGAAAGAGGAGGAGGAGGUUUUUCAGCCAAUGUUAAUGGAAUAUUUUACCUAUGAAGAGCUUAAGGAUAUUAAGAAGAAAGUGAUUGCACAGCACUGUUCUCAGAAGGACACUGCGGAACUCCUUAGAGGUCUUAGCCUGUGGAAUCAAGCUGAGGAGCGACAGAAGUUUUUUAAAUAUUCUGUGGAUGAAAAGUCAGAUAAAGAAGCGGAAGUGUCAGAGCAAUCCACAGGUAUAACCCAUCUUCCUCCUGAGGUAAUGCUGUCAAUUUUCAGUUAUCUUAAUCCUCAAGAAUUAUGUCGAUGCAGUCAAGUAAGCACUAAAUGGUCUCAGCUCGCAAAAACUGGAUCGCUUUGGAAACAUCUUUACCCUGUUCAUUGGGCUAGAGGUGACUGGUAUAGUGGUCCAGCAGCUGAACUUGAUACCGAACCUGACGAGGAAUGGGUGAAAAACAGAAAAGAUGAAAGUCGUGCUUUUCAGGAGUGGGAUGAGGACGCUGAUGUAGAUGAGUCUGAGGAGUCUGCCGAAGAAUCGAUUGCUAUCAGCAUUGCACAAAUGGAAAAACGUUUACUUCACGGCUUAAUUCACGAUGUUCUACCAUAUGUUGGUACUUCAGUAAAAACUAUAGUAUUAGCAUACAGCUCUGCAGUUUCCAGCAAGAUGGUUAGGCAAAUUUUAGAACUUUGUCCUAACUUGGAGCAUCUGGAUCUUACCCAGACUGACAUUUCAGAUUCUGCAUUUGACAGUUGGUCUUGGCUUGGUUGCUGCCAAAGUCUUCGGCAUCUUGACCUGUCUGGAUGUGAAAAAAUCACAGAUGUGGCUCUAGAGAAGAUUUCUAGAGCCCUUGGAAUUCUGACAUCUCAUCAGAGUGGCCUUUUGAAAACUUCUACGAGCAAAAUUACUUCGACUCCAUGGAAGAAUAAAGACAUUACCAUGCAGUCCGCCAAGCAGUAUGCUUGUUUGCACGAUUUAACUAACAAAGGCAUCGGAGAAGACAUGGAUAACGAACACCCCUGGACUAAGCCUGUUUCUUCUGAAAAUUUCACUUCUCCGUAUGUUUGGAUGUUAGAUGCUGAAGAUUUGGCUGAUAUUGAAGAUGCUGUAGAAUGGAGACACAGAAAUGUUGAAAGUCUCUGUGUAAUGGAAACAGCAUCCAACUUUAGUUGUUCCUCCUCUGCCUGUUACAGUCACGAUAUUGUGGGACUAAGGACUAGUGUCUGUUGGCAGCAGCAUGGCGCUUCCCCGGCCUUUGCAUAUUGCGGUCAUUCGUUUUGUUGUACAGGGACAGCUCUGAGAACUAUGUCAGCGCUCCCAGAGUCUUCUGCAUCGUGUAAAAAAGCAUCAAGGACUAGACUGCUCAGAGGAAAAGACUUAAUUUACUCUGGGAGUGAAAAAUCUGACCAAGAGACUGGACGUGUACUUCUGUUUCUCAGUCUGUCCGGAUGUUAUCAGAUCACAGAUCAUGGUCUCAGGGUUUUGACCUCUGGGAGGAGGGCUGCCUUAUUUGGAGCACCUUAAUCUCUCUGGUUGUCUUACUGUAACUGGUGCAGGCUUGCAGGAUUUGGUCUCAGCAUGUCCUUCUCUAAACGAUGAAUACUUUACUUACUACUGUGACAACAUUAACGGUAAUGGCCUUUUAAUAAUGAGAUAAUUUUGAAGGAAUAGAUUUAAAAAAUUUUAGCAGUUCUGAUAAUUCUUAGGGUUUGUAUUUAAUUUUCUAGAGUUGUAAUUACCAAACUGUUUUACUUCCAGUGUAGUCCUUUACAUUUGAUAAAAUUAAAAAAAUCACGUUUUCAUUAAUUAGCUCCUAGAAAGGUAAGUUUUUCUUGCAGAUGGGUAGUUCAAAACAUCUGUCCAUGCCAGAUUUUUGGAAUAUGUAGCAGUUAAUACAUUCUUAAAUGGUAAGUUGUAGAAAUACUAAAAUUCUUAUAAAAUUUUGAGAAACCUUCUAGUGAUGUAGCACUACAUUAACAAUUUAGAUGUAUUGAUGUUCUAGAUACACUGUUUUCUUAGGGAUGAUCACUCAGUUUUCUUGUGGACACUUUAAAAAAUGCAGUUGGGAAAGGAGGACUUUGGUAAUGGGAACCUCUUUGGGAUCCUGGCUCUGGUUCCAAAUCAGUCUCAUGGAAGUUUGAGGUGGGGUUGCCAUGUGAUAUCGAAGAGGCUGAGUUGCAUUAGACAUGACUAAAAUUCCUAUAGUGUUAUGGAGAUUGAUUCCUGAACCUACUUUUGACAGUCAUUAGAUAAAUACCUAUUUUGAUUGUUUUGUUUUUUUCUUAAACCUUCCCUACCCUGUGAGCCUGUUGAGUAUGUUUUUUCAAGGUAUUCGAUGCCCUUUUGGGCUUUUGAUAGUCACUAGGAGAGACUGAAGUUUCUAGAAGCAUAUAAAAAGCUCCUCCUCAAUUAUUAGUAAGCAAAUCACCCCCUGUAUUUAGAACUGGAAAAAAUAUUGUAUAGUUCAGAUUCUGCUGUGCACCUUUUUACACCAUAAACUGUUCCUUGAAAGCCUGUGUCAUCUUAAGAUGACAGGAAUAUCAGCUGAGUUUCUCUCAGGGAGAACAAUUGACAGGAGCCAGGAAGACUGGAGGAAUGGUCUCUUUAAUGACAUACUUGUAUGCAGAGAAGUUAGCAAAUUGCUAUUUCUGGGAGAUUAGAUUUUCCUUAAAUACAUAUAAAGAGACAGGAGAUUGAAGCUCUUUUAUUUGUGGAAUCACAUUGGUCACGCAGGAGAUGACUUCCCUUGUUCUUGAAGUAGCAACACUAAAUAGGAGCAUUUCUUUGCCUUCAGUGUAUAAUCCAGGAAUGGUGAGAAUGAAUGUCAUUUUAGUUGCAGCCUCUAAGUGUACAACAAGUAAGUUUGAUUGCUUCCAUGAACAAUUUGCUGCUUUUGUAGAUGGCAGUGAAUUUGAGAUGGGAGUUUUUUUUUAAUGCACGGCUGUCAUUGUACGUGCAGUGUUGUGCUUCCCAAGGUUUAUAGGACAUAUUAUGAAAAGUAACCAGUAAGCAGUUAUUUUUAUAAGAAAACAUUCUCAUCUUUGUCUUGCACUUGAAUUGUCCACAGUUGAUUUUAGCAUAGGUUAUGUUUGUGGGAAUAAAUGUCACAAUUGAUUUUGCUAGAUUUCUUUUGGGGUAUAUAGAUGUUACAGGGUGGGGGAGAUUGGAUUUCAGUUCAUUUUUAUGAUCUGCCUGCUUGUUUUGCAUGUAAAAUUUUUUAAACUUCUUGAAAUAAUUUAGGUGAUGGGGUAAAGUUAAAUACUUAAAGUCUUUUGCAUUUUGUUAGGAUGUUAGAAUUAUUUCAUCUUAACUGGUUUUGAAUAUAUAAAUAUUAAAGUGUUCCAAAGGAGCUGCUACAUUCCUCUUGUUGAAUGUGAUUUUUUUUUUUUUGAUAAAUGAGUGGUAAUUUUCAAUAAGUGAAUUUUAAUGAAGAUAUCUGACUUUGAAAGAUUGAAAAGGAAACUGAUAGUGUUUGUAUAACCCAAUAUUAAGUCUCCCUUUACAGCUUCUUAAAACAUAAUUCGGGGGAAAUGGAGAAUCCUUUAAAAAUUUAUAGGAUGACUUAUCAUAUUAACUUGUGUUCCGGAGUUCUAGCCAGUUGCUCCUAAGUAAUCUUCUGAUAGAUUUUUUUCUUUAAAAGGACUUAUGGACAACCUAGAAAGUGUUAGAAUAAAGUUGCAUCGUAUCCAAUUUUGCAGGAUGACACCAUUGAUCCAGCCUCUUUUGCUACGACUCAAUUGUACAGUAAAUAUGUACUGACCACUUAUGGGGUCCCCUUUUUAAUUAUUAUUUUUAAUUUUUCAGAAAGUAGUUAAUAUGUUUUAUAUAUAGUCUUAGAUAAUAGGGGGCAUGUUUAGGUAACAGACUAAGUAUUUGAGUAACAUUUAAAAACGUAGUUGUCAAAAGAAAGCGUACAUAGUUAGCUACCAGCUCACUAACUAAAAGAAGUAAAUUCUGAUAAACGAUACUCAUUAACUAAAUAAUGAGUGAUAAGUAAGCAGAUGACCUAAGCACUGGCAGAGAUUUGGGAGAAGAUGUUAGUACCAGAUAUCCAAAUAAUACCUACUGCGAGCACACACUGUACUAAGCACUGAUUAAAAAAUGCCAUUUUUAAUCU
This is a messenger RNA of Lynx canadensis (Canada lynx), 4556 nucleotides long. RefSeq names its product F-box and leucine rich repeat protein 5 (gene FBXL5). Gene Ontology annotation, cellular component: SCF ubiquitin ligase complex. Bases 68 to 1963 code for a protein of 631 amino acids. Lineage: Eukaryota; Metazoa; Chordata; Mammalia; Carnivora; Felidae. Gene Ontology annotation, biological process: protein polyubiquitination; SCF-dependent proteasomal ubiquitin-dependent protein catabolic process; intracellular iron ion homeostasis. The transcript is spliced from 10 exons. The record is from RefSeq and is a predicted model, not a curated record. Gene Ontology annotation, molecular function: protein binding.